Molecule: messenger RNA, 912 nt
Organism: Rotaria sp. Silwood2
Lineage: Eukaryota; Metazoa; Rotifera; Eurotatoria; Philodinida; Philodinidae
Source: the annotation of a GenBank genome assembly
AGGCCCAUGGGCCCUUGUCCUUUUGUGCUUUCUCUAAUCGCAUUGGACUCUACUUAUCGGCAAAAUAUCGGCUUAAAAGCUUUGAAUCACUUCGAACGGUUCCCUCGUAAGUCUACAUUCUCAUCAUCUGUAGAUGAAUUUUCAUGAAAAAAGAAUUCUUGCAAAAAAUAUAUCGUUUGCCAAUUCCAUGACCCAUUCUCCAGUAGAAUGUAUUGCUUGAUUAUGAUAAAACUAGUUUUCAUAUAAAUAGCAGUUUGAAAAUGUAAAAAUAUUUUGAAAUUUCAAGAUCUCGUCUAUCACCGAGUCGAGUGCCAAGAACGCAUUCCGGUUGCAAGACAAUAAAAGCAACAAUGAAAACUAUGUAUUAUAGAAUAUCGAAAAACAUUUGUAACUGUAUCGAAUUGAAUUUAGAAAAAAAAACUUGCAUAAGUUUUCUUAUAACAUUUUAAGUGUCAUAGUUUCUAGAACUAUUGUAUAAAUUUCUGAAGAGUUAUAAUCAAGAUAUGAACUUGCAACUGGUGAAAACUUCAAAUUUCUUAUAUAACAUUCGAUGCGCCGUAAAUCGCUCUACAAAACCACAUAUAUGGUAUCCUUGUUCUAAAUAGAUCAUCAUAUCCGUCAAGGUCCCGUAAAAUUCUUUUUUUUUUCCAUAGACGACACCGGAUCAAAAAACUGAAUUGACAAGUGCAUCAAAAUUAUUUCGUGAUGCUAAAAAUGAAACAGUUGCUCAAUUAGUUGAUGAUGAAGUUCGUUUAAUAGCUAAACAAGAUGAACUUGAAAAAAAAUUAUACAAUGUACAAUUAAAAGGUUUAUCAUUGGUUGAUACACUUGAAACAUUAUUAAUUAAUUUUGAAAAAGAUGCAGAUAUAUUAAGAAAAGAUUUUACUAUUAGUGAUAAAAGAUAUUGGUGGA